AUGAUCGAUCGGGGAUCCGGCCGGGCCCUGGGAGACCAUCAUGGUCCAUGUCAGGUUUCCUCGACGACGGUCCGCACUCCGUACCCUUCAUUCCUCUUCCAUUCGCGGGCACUCUGGGGUUGGCGCAGGCCGUGCACCUUACUCACCACAUACUGCAUCUGA
Messenger RNA from Colletotrichum abscissum, 162 nucleotides. RefSeq lists its product as uncharacterized. The record is from RefSeq and is a predicted model, not a curated record. Bases 1 to 162 code for a protein of 53 amino acids. Lineage: Eukaryota; Fungi; Ascomycota; Sordariomycetes; Glomerellales; Glomerellaceae. The transcript has a single exon.